Molecule: messenger RNA, 928 nt
Organism: Ilex paraguariensis (yerba mate)
Lineage: Eukaryota; Viridiplantae; Streptophyta; Magnoliopsida; Aquifoliales; Aquifoliaceae
Source: the annotation of a GenBank genome assembly
UGUUUCUAGAAAGGCACAAGGGCAUUUACUGUUUUCUUUUUGUUUGCUUUGUUUUUUUCAAAACAGUUUCUAUCCACAAGAGAUAUUGUGGGAUUGAGAUUGGAUUCUUGUCAAUGUAUUAUAGACUUCAAAACUGAUUGAUGAAUGUGAUGCACAUGUUGUCUUUGCUAAUGUUAGAAAUGGGUCUAUUCUCUUACACAAGUAUCAUGUGUUGUAUAUUUUCAAAAUAGUCAAAACAUCUAUUGCGCAUGGUUGGUCAUUAAAUGACUUCUGCUGUACUUGCCACAAGAAACUAGAGGUGAUACCAGGGAUGUAAUGAACCUCACUGCAAGCCUUAUAGAUUGUUUUCAUCUAUUUAUUUGCUUUGUGGUUUCUCAAUUUCUUAUAACGUUGAGAUGAUUUUAUUAUGCAGCCCUUGGUCUAUGGGAGGGCACCAACUCCCGCUGGCAUGGUUAUGUUGCCGAUGCUUCUGCCUGAUGGACGGAUUGGCUAUGUCAUGCAACAACAGGGAGCACAGCCUCACGCCCCUCCUUCACAUCAUCAGAGAGCUAGCAGCAGGAGUACCAGUGGGAGUGGUGGCAAGAGUCAAGGAAGCUCAGAUUGGGGGACACACAACAACGAUGGUGGGCAGGGGCGCAGCCAUGGCGAUCUAUCUACCCUCACCAUUGACGAUUCUAUCAUCGCUCACCCAAAUAUCUACCUAAACUCAGCCAUGGAGGUCCACAGUACUGGCGCCAUUCUUGAUUACACUGUCAAAGGUGGUGACUUCUUCGCACCACCGGUGGUUCUGCCAUUUUUUCCAACCGGGAAAAUCAUAGGUGGCCCGAGGUCUGACGCAACAUGCAUGUGCACUGAGUUUCCGAUGGUUUUCUUGAUUAUUUGUGCUGUUUUUGCAUUGAAGAUUCUUAGAAACCCUCUUGCUCGUUGA